Sphaeroforma arctica JP610 is the source of this 393-nucleotide messenger RNA. RefSeq lists its product as hypothetical. The transcript has a single exon. Bases 1 to 393 code for a protein of 130 amino acids. The record is from RefSeq and is a predicted model, not a curated record. Lineage: Eukaryota; Ichthyosporea; Ichthyophonida.
AUGCAUAAGCCGUUGUUUAUGGCUUCAAAAGAGGGACAUAAGAACCACGCCAUGCUCGACAACAGGCAGGUAAAGUGGAGGGAUCCCUGCUGGAUUAAACUUGCACAGCAUUACUGUAAUCCGGAGUACUGUUAUAAUAGGGAGGCCAUGGAAAAGGCAAAGUUGGUUGGAGAAACGAGAGAGACUAUGAUUGAGCCAAAUUAUCCGACAUUGCCUAAUAUGGCUGCUUGGGAUAAGGACCUUGAGACGUUGAAGAAGGAGACCGUGUUGUUAGCCAAUAAGCAAUUAUUUGUAGAUGCCAUAAAUAAAGCUGAUCCAAUGGAUCUUACUAUGGCUUAUGCGGUGCGCGCAUCCUGUAAGGAUGAGAGCGAAUAUAAAGCGACUUUGGCGUAG